This is a messenger RNA of Lycium ferocissimum, 915 nucleotides long. RefSeq lists its product as uncharacterized. The record is from RefSeq and is a predicted model, not a curated record. NCBI's taxonomy places the organism in Eukaryota, Viridiplantae, Streptophyta, Magnoliopsida, Solanales, Solanaceae. The transcript is spliced from 2 exons. Bases 193 to 672 code for a protein of 159 amino acids.
CAAAAAGGGGCAAUUGCCUUCUAGGCAGACCGAAACGACAUCGUUUGUUUUCCUAACUUCAACGCCAGAUACGGGAAACCACUCAGCCAUCCCGUUCAAAACGUACACUCCAUUUCCUCAAAUUCCUAAAAUCAACAGUUAGGGUUAGGGUUAGAACACCGAACAAAUCAAACAAUUUCGCUCAUCCAAACAAUGGCAACCAGAUCUGGAAACCGACAACAGGCUAACACCGGUGGACCAAACACAGGUGCGAAACCAGCUAUGAGAAAACCAGUAUUCACCAAAGUGGAUCAGUUGAAACCGGGAACAAGCGGUCAUAAUCUUACUGUUAAGAUUGUGAAUGCCAACACAGUUCUUAGUAAGAAACCUAGGAACCCAUCAUCGUUACGUGUUCCAUCACGGCCACAACAGAACACUCGCAUCGCUGAAUGUCUUGUUGGUGAUGAAACUGGAUCUAUCCUUCUAACUGCUCGUAACGAUCAAGUUGAUCUGAUGAAGCCAGAUGCCACAAUCAUACUUCGGAAUGCAAAGAUUGACAUGUUUAAGGGCUCUAUGAGGCUUGCGGUUGACAAAUGGGGCCGUAUUGAGGCCGCUGAGCCUGCAACUUUCGUGGUCAAUGAAGAAAACAAUUUAUCCAUGGUUGAGUACGAGUUGGUGAAUGUCGAAGAAUAGAAGUGGGUUUACAUAACUAAGGGGGUGCUAUUGGAUAAAUUUGCUUUUGUGGGUAUCUGUUUUUGGUAUACAAAUCUCACUCAAUAAAUUAGUUGUUGCGUUGAAGAUGCUUAACAUGUGGUAGGUCCAAUCUAAUGUCAGUUCAUUGUAAAAAGGAUUCACCUUAUUAAGAGUGUGUUAAGGUGGGGGUUACUUGUUAUUAGUAUUAAAAUAUAUCUUGCUUUCAGUGCAUUUCUUGAUUCA